GAACCAGUGUCCGGGCUGGAGCCACGUUAGUGCUAGACUCUAUCAUAAGCAGGUGUAGAUUUCCCUGAGUAAUUAGGGGAGGAUGGGACUUUGGAGCCCAGAGGCAAUUAAAUAAUUAGACUUGUCUUUUUGCUGCAAAGUAUUUUCUUCACCUGCUUUUCCAGUCUAUUGCAUCUUCUCUACCGCCUCACCCCAGAUUAGAUCACAAAAGGCAGAUCCAGUUAUAGGCAGGGCAAUCUGUUGAAUCCAUCAUCUCUAUCGCGCCCUAAAGUCCUCCAGAGUGGACUAAAUAGUCUAAAUAGGCAAUACAGAAUUAUUAUCUUCAUUGUGCAGAUGAGAAAACUGAGGUCAGCAGGAAUUAAAUGACUUGCCCAAGGUCACACAGGGAGUCAGUGGCAGAGCCAAGAAUUGAACCCAGCUCUUCUGCGUCUUAAUGCAGCACCUUCCCAUAACCACAGGACCAUGCAUAACCCUCAGGGCAAGAGCUCACCUUCUUUCCAGAAGUUACAGGCUUGCUCAGGAGAUAAUAACAGAUUUUGAUUUACCAGACUUUCGAGAUCUGCACGGAAAGGCAGCAGCGCGCCAGCACCAAUACUUGCUGUAUGUUGCCAAAGAUUAUUUUACUUUUGUCGAGCUGACACCAGUCCCACGCUGGUCACUGCAGCUCGCUCUCUCUGCUCUGCUCUGCUCUCCCCAAACUCCAGCCAAUGACAGAUGUCCCCUGCAGUGGCUUUAUACGGUUUAAUUUGCAUCAUCACGCCGUAUACCGUUCACCUUUGUACAGGCUGAUUUGUUCCCCCAGGAGCUGCAUGCAGAUAAACUUGAGGAGCUGGGACACUAUGCUGAGCAUCUGAGCACAGCAAACCCUCCAAGUGGGAUCAGAGCAGGUAGACAAAUUUGGAUUUGCCUACACAAGGUGACACCAAUUUAACUAAAGUUCAAAACCUAACGAGCUCUGGGCGGAAAGGACUAGCAGAAACAGAUCGAGAGAGAUGGAGCUAAAAGACUUUAUGCAAACACAUGCGUGGAGCUGCAGGAGGAAGAUGGAUCCGUUGCUCUGGCUGUGGAUCGCAGCUUUCCUGGAGGUGAGCCAGGGCUGCCCGGAGCCCUGCUCCUGUGUGGACAAAUACGCCCAUCAGUUCGCAGACUGCGCUUACAAAGAUCUGCAGGCAGUCCCAGUGGGUCUGCCCUCCAAUGUGACCACCCUCAGCCUGUCCGCCAACAAGAUCACCUCCUUGCAGAAGAGCUCCUUCGUGGAGGUCACCCAGGUCACCUCGCUGUGGCUGGCUCACAACGAGAUCAGCUCCAUCGAGGAGAGCACCUUCGCCAUCCUGGUGCAGCUGAAGAACCUAGACAUCAGCUACAACCAGAUCAUAGACUUCCCCUGGGGGGAUCUGUACAACCUCAGUGCCCUGCAGCUGCUCAAGAUGAACAACAACCACAUGGUGAAGCUGCCCUGGGAGGCCUUCCACACCCUGAAAGACCUGAGGUCCCUGCGCAUCAACAACAACAAGUUCACCACCAUCGCCGAGGGCACUUUCGAUUCUCUGACUUCCCUGUCUCACCUGCAGAUCUACAACAACCCCUUCAACUGCACCUGCAGGCUCCUGUGGCUGAAGAGCUGGGCUGAGAACACCCUGAUCUCCAUCCCCGAGAGGAACUCCAUCAGCUGUGCAGCCCCCGACAGCCUCCGAGGCGUCCCCCUGGGGAGGAUCCCUGAUCUACAGUGCGCGCCUCCCUCCGUGCAACUGACCUACCACCCCAACCUGGACAACACCGAGCUCUAUGACGGGUUCACGCUCCUGCUGCACUGCAGCGUCAGGGGCAGCCCCCAGCCGGAGGUCAGCUGGAAGGUGCAGACCGCCAGCCAAAUCCUGGAGAUAAAGGGGCCCAGCGUGGAGAGGGCUGGGAACGAGCUACCGUCUGACAGCUCCAAGCAGGGCGCAGGGCGCUUCCUGGUCUACGGGAACGGCACUCUGGUCAUCCCCCACCUGAGCAAGCGUGAGGAAGGGACCUACACCUGCCUGGCCACCAAUGAGCUGGGCAGCAACCAGACCUCGGUCAACGUGGCUGUGGCUGGGGCCCAGAAAUACCCCGCCCACCCCAUGGAAGAUCCCCUGGCCGGCAAAGCGCAGCCGGGCGAGAGGAAGCCGGGCCCUAAGGGCUCCAAGAACAGCGUUCUCGGCCCCGACGAGAGGCCCAAACCCCUCAGCCCCACCUGGCACAGCUCCCACUCGCCGGGCCUGGAGCAGGUCCCCUCCAAGCGGCCCCCCUUCGAGAAGAAUUGCGGCUCCAGCGCCUACACCCAGUACGUCUCCAACCAUGCCUUCAACCAGAGCGGCCAGCUGAAGCAGCACACCUUCGACCUGGGCGUCAUCGCGCUGGACGUGUCGGAGAAGGAGGCCAAGGUGCAGCUCACCCCCUUCUACGGCCAGCCGGAAAAAGCCCACCUGCGGGCGCUCUACCUGUGCGCAGAGAGCGGCCAGGGCCACUCCAUGGUGCAGUGGUCCAGGAUCGAGGAAGGAGUGAACUCCUACUGGUUCCAGGGCUUGACCCCAGGCACCAACUACUCGGUCUGCCUGACCUACCUGGGGGAAGACUGCCAGGUGCAAGUAGUCUUCACCACCAAGAAGGAGAUCCCCUCCCUCAUCAUCAUCGUGGUGGUCAGCAUCUUCCUGCUGGCCCUGGCCACCGUCCCCCUGCUGGGGGCCACCUGCUGCCAUCUGCUCGCCAAGUAUCAGGGCAAAACUUACAAACUCAUCAUGAAAGCCCAGAACCCGGACCAGAUGGAGAAGCACAUAGCGGCCGAUUUCGACCCGCGGGCCUCUUACCUGGAGUCGGAAAAGAACUACAACCCAAGUGAGGCGGAGGAUGGUGAAGAGGAGCGGGAGGCGGAGGGGGAGAGGGAGAUGGAGCGAGACGAGAGCCUGGUGGCCGAGUCCAUCGCGGAGUCCCAAUCCAAAGCCAACCCGGAGGAGUUUGAGGUGGGGUCCGAAUACAGCGACAGGCUGCCCCUGGGGGCCGAGGCUGUGAACAUCUCCCAAGAGAUCAAUGGGAACUACAGGCAGCCAGCUCGCUGAUCCGACCCCUGGCCACCUCCCAGCCACCGCCCCAACCAGUAUAUCGUAUAAUACAGUAAGAUACAAACUCGAGGUGGGACCUGAGCCAUUCACUGGUUGAUCAGCUACAUCCUUCCAAAGACACUUCUGCCAACAGCCCAGCGUGGAGGGAACCCAACAGAAUUCAAAUCCCAGCCCGUUUUUCUGGCCUCACUAAGCACUUCAGGGUGGGGUCGAUUUUUUAAACAAAAUAGGUGGAAUGAAUUGGCCUGUAAAAAGUUUUUAACACACUAUUUGAAAUACAAAGUUUUAAAACAAAACAAAACCAUCUUCUCCCAACAUAUUAAUCCGAAACGGAGGCUGUGGUCUUUUUUAAAAGCUAUAUUGGUUUGUUACUAUUAAAAUACAAUGAAUUGACUAUUUCCCCCUCUUUCACAUAAAAAAAUUCGAAGAUAUCCUGAGUUAAUUUCAUCAAGGCCAGUUGUCAAUUUCAAGCGUGAGUGAUGUCAAUUUCAGAGAGUUUCUGUGCUGGACAGCUCCCAUCGCCCUCCCACGCCAAUGCAAACAGCUGUGCCCUUCCCACGCUGGGAUGUAUAAAUCCGUGUAUGGGGAGGAUGGGUGAGUGGGUAACUGAAACCCACACCAGUCCUGACUAUCCGAUCAAAGAUACACAAGCUGAUCUAGCGGCUCACCUGUACCUAGACAAUGUUAAUGGAACCGUGCUGUAGAAUUUAAGAUGUGUGUGUGACUUGGUCCUCUCUUAACUUGUGGGUGCUUCUCAUUUCUUUAGAGGUAGAAAAGGGAGUGUGGAAUAACACCACCUCUGAUCUUUGUUGUCCCUUUUUCCCAGACCUUCUGGGAGGCAUGUGACUCACUGAGAUUUCCUAGAUGUUUAUUGAGUAGAGUAGCGUGCUUAUAGAGAAAUGUAUGUACCCUUGAUGUGAGUCUGUGAUGUUUAAAGGGGAACGGGAAAUGAUAGGAAACUUUUGUCGUGGAAUUGAGAAAAAUCUGAAAUGUAAUUGCAGCAGGUGCAUUUGUGGGUUAUUUUUUGCCUCUGUAUUAAAAAACCACCAAAAAUCAAAAUGAAUCAGCACAACUGUCCCCGAGGCGGAGAAAGAUUGUUUGGUAAUUGAUUGUUAAAUACUUUCAAAAGCAACCUUGAAAACAAACGGAACCAUACCCUUUUCUAAGCGCUUCUGUAUGUGAAGAGUCAAUAAAACAGAUUUAAAAUGGA
This is a messenger RNA of Chelonoidis abingdonii (Abingdon island giant tortoise), 4293 nucleotides long. Its product is annotated as immunoglobulin superfamily containing leucine-rich repeat protein 2. Lineage: Eukaryota; Metazoa; Chordata; Testudines; Testudinidae. The record is from RefSeq and is a predicted model, not a curated record. Gene Ontology annotation, molecular function: protein binding.